AUGCAGCGACGGCGUCGACCGGACCUCAACAUCAAUGUUGUUCCCGCACCCAACAUUGCUAUAGUCGAGCAGCGCCGCGACGACACAGAUACCGCCCCUGCGCCACCCCAGACACCCCCGAACCAGAAGCCUUCCCUCAAGAGCAGUCUCAAGGCUGCACCGCCGUCGAACCGAGGUCACAAGCAGCCGCCCCCGGUCUCGCUAGGAUCAAAACAUACAGGCGGCGCCUUUCUCGAGGACAAGACGCCAACUUCUCUGGAGGAUAUGUACAACACCACCAAUGCCGGCGACAAUGGCCGGGGCCGCUCCAGCUCGAGGACACGCGACUCCCACGAUCUCUCUAUCCCCGCGCGAACGACCCGCGACUCGCUCGUUACCAACAUGCUACUCUCGCUUGACCAGAUGUCGAUGGGACAGAUGACCAGCACGAGGCAGACCUACGAAGAUCUGUACAACAGUCCAACACUGACAGAGACCACAGCGAGGCCCAUGUUCUUCUCGACGACCAAGCCGGCAGCCACCAACCCAUCUACUUCACAUGGGCACUCAUACUCGUACAGCUCAGACCUGGACGGUACAGACACCGAAAGCAAGGCCUCGAGUCAUGCUGGAUACCACAGAUACCACCGAAGCAACAGCAGCUCAAACUUCCAGAUGUCCUUAGGUAGGAUUAAUAGCAUGCGGGAGAUCAGCCAAAAGAGCUUACCGGCGACACCACGACACGGGCCGGCACACCAUUCGAGGAGUCGCAAGGGCAGCAAGGGCAGCAGUUCUAACAGUCUGGAUGCCGGCUACCCACCAAAUAUCAGCACUCAUCGUCGAACAUCCAACAGCAAUGUACUGAAUGGUCCCAUUCGUUCAUCGAGCUACGACCUGCCUACAAAGCCACCCAAAAACGAUGGUGGGCGUGUUGCUGGUGGUCAGGGCGCGUGGCAAAUGGAUUUUGAGAACGCCAACCUAUUCAAUGGGGCUGACGGUCGCAGAAGUAACUUUGUUGCUAAUGCAGAAGAAGAAGAUGAUGACUAUGAGGUGGCCCCAACACCAAAUAUCCCCGGAGGUCCGCGAAAGUUAAAUACCGUCCCUUCUCUACCAAAUUUUCCGGCCUCGUCGUCGCACUCGCAAUCGUUCGUGCGCCCAAAAUCACCAGCGAUACCCUCCGCGGUCGAUCCGGAACGUAAACGCAGCAUCAAGUCGACUCGGAACGCAACGGUCGGCGGCAGGGCUCGCGCCAAAUCCUCUGCGUCCUCCCGUGACCUUCCGCCCCUACCCGCGGGAGGUGCAGCAGGCCUUGACGCCGACUCGGCCCCGGCACCGCAUGUCGGCUACGAAAAGUCAAAGGGACAGCCCGUGCACGUAGGAGGAGCAAAGGGCCCCAGCGCUACGACUUCGUCAUCACAGCAACCAAGGGAAAAGGUUGGCUUCUUCAGGCGUGUUUUUGGCGGCCGUAAGGACACAGCUCCUACUACAGAUUCCCCGAUUCCCAAGACUGCCACCUCUCCACACUCCCGUCGAGGAUCCGCGGACCAAAAAUCCCAGAUGAAGUUGCGAAGCACGCCGCCGUCGCGCGAUAGCGAACACUCGGGUAACAAUGCCCCUGCGCAAUCGUCCUAUGGCACUCUUCAGAAGAAGACUUCGAGCUUUUUCAGGAGACACAAGAAACAACAAGAAGAAGCCCCUCCUCUUCCUAUCAACGUCUCUCAAACUACAUCUGGUCCACCUAAUGCUACCGUUGAUUCUGCAUCGAGUUUAUUGCCGCCCAGGCUGGCAUCUCCGCCAAAGGCUGAGUACAGCCCCGGCCUGACUCGGGCCCUGGAGCCAUAUCUGAUUAGCAGUGCCGGCCCCUCGCCGUCCAGGGAUGUUGCUGGUACCGGUACCUCGGCAGUUUUAUCCCUGUCCUCCCCGAGUGAUAUCGAUGCCAGUCGUCCAGAAAGCCGCACAGCAAUCGAGGUUUCCCGCGAGGGUCUAGUGGACUCGAACUUCUCCACGUCUGACGAACGGCUAGCCACGUCGCCAGAUGAUAUUGUUGAAUCCCAAACGCCGCGACGCCGAGAUGAUUAUGUGUCUGCAAGAAACGCAGACACGCCACAGCGGCAAACACCCUCACAGUCGAACCACAUGAUCAAAGCCGGCUCCUUCCUGAGUGAUAGCGACAGCGACAUUAGCCCCCAGCGGCCUUCGAGGGCUUCCGAAAAGACGAUUCGGCCCAAGAUGACAGACCCGAAGAAGCUCGUGCUGCCGAUUGAAGGACCUUCCCUCGAAGCCCCGUCGGAUGGGCCAAAAAUUUCAACCGCGAGCCUUCCUAGUGUCAAGAUCGACAAGGCCGAACCCGAAAAGCAACGACCGAAAAAAUCGAACAAAUCACCGACAUCUACAAGCACCAUGACUACCCCGACCACUACCCCGAUCGACGAGCCCGAGUUUGUCGUUGGGCAGCCUACUCCGGACGACAUUCAGAAAGCACAAAAGAUUUUCGAUGGCAAUGAGGACUUUAUCACGAAGGAGAAGGCUGCGGCCUGGAUGGGCGAAGAAGGUCCCGUCAGACAACGAACGUUGCAUGUUUACAUGUCACUGUUUGACUUUUCCAACCGCAGCAUUGUGGCUUCCCUCAGGGAUGUGUGUAACCGGUUGAUCCUCAGGGGCGAGACGCAGCAGGUAGACCGUAUCUUGGCGGCAUUUGCCACGAGGUGGUGUAAUUGCAACCCUGAUCAUGGCUUUAAGGCCAUUGAUGUUGUACACACCAUCUGCUACUCGAUUAUGCUGCUCAAUACUGACCUGCACAUGGCCGACAUCGAAUCGAAGAUGACCCGCAGUCAGUUCGUCAAGAAUACUAUGGGUACCAUCAGACAGUCGCUGGCUGACGCAGCACCGGAUGCUUUUGGCAGGCAGAGCAUUCUGCCUGGCAAGAACUCAUGUCUGUCGCCCGAAGACAGCCGGACCUCGGUAGACCAAGACAAGCCCAACUUUAGGAACUCAUUCCUAGGUUCCAUUUCGGUAACGGGCCGGGAAUUUAGCAACGAGCCAGACGACUGCGGUCCACUUGUCAAGGCUCCAUUCGAGGGAACUUUGCGUGCUUGGGAAGCGCAAGUCGAGGUUGUGCUCAAAGACACUUACCAGUCCAUUCGUGACCAGAGACUGCCCCUUUUUGGUGCCGGCCCACAGCUGAACUCUCAGAGCAGCCUCUCGGUGAUUGGAAUGCUGAAGCGCUCUCCUUCUGUGCUGAGCAAAGCGCCAUCCGAAGGGCACAUGUCCACCAGGGGUCGUAUCAAUGAGACUUCGCGUCCUCCGGCGACUACCUCCAGAUGGACAUCCAAGAGUCGAUCGCGGGCGAGAGCCCAGCUGGGUGCCACUGGCUUCUCGUCCAGCCGCACCAGCUUCGAAGAUAGCAAUUCGCUAUGGAGCCCAUCGGUGUCAUCAGCAACGAGAAGCCGCUACUCCCUGGGACGAACGCAGACGUCGAUGUCGAUAGAGUCGGUUGGCUCCAGCUACGCCGGAUCCAAGUUCCAACAGUCAAUCGGUUUCGCCAAUGCGCUCAGCCAAGCUAUAAUCCGCGAGGAUGUCAUUGGAGGUGCAGGGGCUGCAAGCCUUCUUAGUAUGGACAACAAUGGGGAUGAGGCGGGAAGCAACGUCGGUGACGGUGAUCGACCAUUAUUGGAGGACGAGUCUCUGGAGCUUGCGGGACCUCCGUGGGUGAAGGAGGGACGGGUGAUCCAUAAGCAUCACCUUGACGGUAUUGACAAGAAGGCGAAAGACCGCAACUGGUCUGAAGUCUUUGCCGUGGUUCAGAAGGGAACUUUGAGCAUGUUUUCAUUCACACCUAACAAAUCGAUGGGCAAAAAGAGCCGCGGCCGCAGCCACCGGCACGAUCUUGCCACCAUGGGCGUCGGCGGUGGCGGACUCAAAAGCCCACCUGUUGUGGUUGGUGGUGGAAAUUGGCAGGACAACGCGACGAAUCUGGGCACCUUCAGCCUCAAACAGACGCUCGCUUCGGCGCUGCCGCCACCGGGAUACUCGAGCUCGCGGCCGCACGUGUGGGCUCUUAGCCUGCCCACGGGAGCAGUGCACUUGUUCCAGGUCGGCACGCCCGAGAUCAGCAAAGAGUUUGUCACCACGGUCAACUAUUGGUCUGCGCGCCUCAGCACCCAUCCCCUGGUUGGUGGCAUCUCCAAUAUUGAGUACGGCUGGAGCGAAGCCAUCAUCAAUAACCCGCUCGUGACGGCCAUCACUGAAGCCACAGGCGGAGCAGCCAGCAUCGCCAGGCCCGGCAGCGCGGCGGCGACAACACAUGGCCACGGCCACCAGUCUCGCGGCUCGGUGCACUCGCGCACCGGCAGCUUCCGCUCGGGCUCGCUCGACUUUGGACGCUCUAGGUCGGCAUCGUUACAGUCGAUAGGCGUGAUCGACCGCUCGGACGCCAUGUCGGAGCGCGGCAGCGCCAGGGUUCCGUACGCUGCCAUGCACUCUGGGCGCGGCAAGCUCCCCGGCGACAAGAUCCACAUUGCCGACUGGCGGCCGCCGGCACAAUCGCUGCGACCGUCGUCGCAGUCUGAGGAGAGCCAGCUCGCCACUCUAACGGCGUACGUGGCCUCGAUCGAGGAGGAGCUGCGCCAGCACAACGCGCUGCGCAGCCCAAUGCUCCUGGCCUUUAGCCCCCGCAGCAGCAACGCCUCCAAGGCCAUGGGCAACUGGCAGCGCAAGAGCGAGUACCUCCUCCGCGAGAGCGUCAAGUAUAGGACCUACGUCGACGCCUUGCACGAGGCCGCCCAGAGGAAGGAGGAGGUCUACGGCCAGAGGAAGGACGAGUAA
Pyricularia grisea is the source of this 4803-nucleotide messenger RNA. RefSeq lists its product as uncharacterized. The record is from RefSeq and is a predicted model, not a curated record. Bases 1 to 4803 code for a protein of 1600 amino acids. Gene Ontology annotation, molecular function: guanyl-nucleotide exchange factor activity. The transcript has 2 exons. Gene Ontology annotation, biological process: regulation of ARF protein signal transduction. NCBI's taxonomy places the organism in Eukaryota, Fungi, Ascomycota, Sordariomycetes, Magnaporthales, Pyriculariaceae.